UUCUGUCGUCACUACUUCUGCCGCUUCUUGGACGGGAGCCAUUCUCCAUCUACCUCCUUCCUUAGCCAGUCCGCGACCUGUCAGCCUCAUUGCGAUGGCAUCUGUGAUCCCCUCUGCAACCGAUAUCAGUGUCAUCGUGGUUGAGCCUUUCUCCCCGGCAUCGGAUACUGGUGUCACUUCUAGCGCACCCACCCGGGGCGAUUCUACCGCAAGUAAUUCCGUGACUGCCGUUGAUUCAACUAUUCUUACCAAUUCUACUGGUUCCCAAACGCCUCCUACAUUGGCUUCUCAGUCGAACACCCCGAGCUAUGUUCUUGCAGGUAGUAGUCUGUACCUGCCGUCAAUUCGACUACUCCUACCAUUUCAUCGGAAACCAAAAGCCUCCUUCGACGGGUUCUCAGUCGAGUCUGCUGGUCGCACACAAUGACACCUCAGUUGCCAGGAUUGCAGACAUCGCGGGAGGAGUGAUCGGAGGAGUCAUUCUUGCAGGUGCAAUCUUCCUCUACGUCCUGCGAACGAAGCGUUCAAGAACGUACCCGUCACAACGCCGCGACGCCUCUCAGGAUAUAGUCAGAUCUGGUAUGGUUCAUUCUCUGAGCUCCCAUACUACACUGCAGGCCCCUACAAGUCA
This is a messenger RNA of Laetiporus sulphureus 93-53, 631 nucleotides long. RefSeq lists its product as uncharacterized. The coding region runs from base 95 to 427 and encodes 110 amino acids. The transcript has a single exon. Lineage: Eukaryota; Fungi; Basidiomycota; Agaricomycetes; Polyporales; Laetiporaceae. The record is from RefSeq and is a predicted model, not a curated record.